AUGGCUAAUAUGGUUGAGGCAUUGUGCCAGUGCGGUAAAAUGGUUGAAGUUGCCACCAGAAGAGCAGAGGCCAAGGCGGACAAUGUCUGGAACCACCUGAGAACGUGCCCGAGUUUCACAGUGAGAACGUGCCCGAGUUUCACAGACGUAAUGAUGGCAAGGCUAAAUACCGGAACAAAGGUGCUUACUGCCGAAGCAGAAGAAAAAGUGUUUCAGCAAACAUUUGAAAAUAUGACAGGAGAAAAGCUCUUACAUUCAUAUGCUUGCUAUCUAUCAACUUCUCAUGGACCUGUGAUUGGGAUGUUGUACAUCUCCGAUAACGAAUAG
This is a messenger RNA of Malus domestica (apple), 327 nucleotides long. Lineage: Eukaryota; Viridiplantae; Streptophyta; Magnoliopsida; Rosales; Rosaceae. The record is from RefSeq and is a predicted model, not a curated record.